CAACCAUUCACUUCCUGUUCAUCUUGUUAUGAAAUUUUACUAGUGCUGUGAGAAGUCAAGCAGUGAAAAAGUCGCCUGGUGGAUACUGAAAUUGGUAAAGUGAGGCUAAUUCCAAAAUCCAGUUUUUGAUCAAGAGUCUGAAGAAACAAAAAUCAGCACAGCUGAGGAGAGGAGUGAACAUGUCUGCCCAGGCAAACAGAGUGAUGGCUUUGUCAGAGUGGGAGGACAGGUGGCAAGAAGGAAAAAUUGGUUUCCACAAACCUCAUGUGCACAAGUUGCUGGAAAACAACUUAGACAAAAUCAUAUGUGGACGAAAGAGUGUUCCAUUAUUCUUCCCACUAUGUGGAAAAGCUGUAGACAUGAAAUGGUUGGCUGAUAUGGGUCACACGGUUGUUGGAGUUGAAAUUUCAGAAAAAGGAAUUAAACAAUUCUUUGAAGAUCAAAGUCUUGCAUACCAUGAAGAACCAGUACCAGCUAUUCCUGGAGCGAAGGUGUUCAAGAGUACGGAUGGAAAGAUCUCCAUCUAUCAGUGUGAUUUAUACAAGUUCUCCAGUGCCAUUGCAGGAAAGUUUGGAGGAAUAUGGGAUAGAGGAGCACUGGUGGCUAUAAAUCCAUGUGACAGGCCAAAGUAUGCUACUCUCCUUGUUUCCUUAAUGGACAGCAACUGCAGAUAUCUUGUGAGCACACUGGAAUAUAAUCCUGAGCUGUAUAAAGGUCCACCAUUUUUUGUAUCGGAAGAGAAUUUAAACAAUUUAUUUGGAGGGGCCUGUGACAUUGAAUUGCUUCAGUGUGUAGAUGGCUUUGAGGACAAACACAAAACAUGGGGACUGGAAUCAAUGACAGAAAAAGUGUACCUUCUCACUCCAAAGGCCCAAUGAUUAAUCGAUUGUAACCAAACGGAACAAUGGCAGUUGGCGGCGUAGCUGUCUGGAACAAUUUAUGCCCUUCUUAAUAACAAUUACAGCUGUCCCUGUAUUGCCCCUCUUUAAUUUAGAUUGGAAGAUCAUAAAAAGUAACCAUCCAAUGUAAUAAACCAAUAGAGUAUAACAGUAGGGUUAACAGAAGGAUAGCAAAUUGCAACAUCCUCUCAAUUUACCCUUUUUUCUUAUUUUGUAAUUGGGUAAAUACUUGCUUUAAUGGUUUAAUAAUUGAAAAAACUCAGUGUAAAGAUAUUUUAAUAAAGUAUGCUGAUUUUA
This is a messenger RNA of Myxocyprinus asiaticus (Chinese sucker), 1196 nucleotides long. RefSeq names its product probable thiopurine S-methyltransferase. Lineage: Eukaryota; Metazoa; Chordata; Actinopteri; Cypriniformes; Catostomidae. The record is from RefSeq and is a predicted model, not a curated record. Gene Ontology annotation, molecular function: thiopurine S-methyltransferase activity. The coding region runs from base 180 to 878 and encodes 232 amino acids. The transcript has 9 exons.